Molecule: messenger RNA, 864 nt
Organism: Aspergillus chevalieri
Lineage: Eukaryota; Fungi; Ascomycota; Eurotiomycetes; Eurotiales; Aspergillaceae
Product: class II fructose-bisphosphate aldolase
Exons: 2
Coding region: 1-864 (287 amino acids)
Biological process (GO): carbohydrate metabolic process
Molecular function (GO): zinc ion binding; aldehyde-lyase activity
Source: RefSeq, a predicted model, not a curated record
AUGUCCUGGAAAGACGUGAACCGCCAUAAGUGCAUUCUGCGCGACGCCGAAGUCGGCCAAUAUGGUGUCAUUGCUGCCAUCGCCUACAACAUUGAACAAGUCCUUGGUCUUGUUAAGGCUGCUGAGGCUGCUCGCUCCCCCCUCAUCAUCCAAUUUUUCCCUUGGGCGAUUGAGGUCACAGAUGGCUUACUAGUGCGGACAGCUGCAGAUGCUGCCCACCGUGCGAGUGUGCCCAUCAGUAUCCACCUCGACCAUGCACAGUCAGAAGCUACCAUCAAACGGGCGGCUGAUCUGCCCUUUGAUAGUAUUAUGGUUGACAUGUCGCACUACGAGAAGGAAAUCAACUUGAAGAAGACCCGGGAGUUGGUGCAAUAUUGCAAUGAGCGCCAGAAAGCCACCGAAGCCGAGCCAGGUCGCAUUGAAGGAGGGGAGGAUGGAGUCAUGGACACUGCGGGGCUGGAGGCAUGUAUGACGACCGCAGAAGAGGUGGAUGAGUUUGUCAACACGGGUGUGGAUGUGCUGGCCCCGGCAUUUGGGAAUGUCCACGGUGAAUAUGGCCCCCGCGGCGCACAAUUGGAUUUUGAGAGGUGGGUAUUCAAAAAGAUUCACAGUCAGGCGAACGGAAGAGUUAAUCUGGCACUUCACGGCACCAACGGGUUUGCUCCAGAGCUCAUGGUGCGCUGCGUGGCCGCUGGGGUGACCAAGAUCAACGUGAAUCGACUUGUGUUGGAUGAAUACUAUGACCACCUUCAAGCAAACAUGGGCAAGAUGCCACACACGCAGCUUAUUCAGGAGGGUAUUCAAAAGGUGGCGGAUCUGACCAUCAAGUGGAUGGAGAUUUGCGGGUCUGCAGGAAAAGCGUGA